AAGGAAAACAGCAAAGAAUUGGAGUCCAACUUCAACGACAUUUAAUGCACACGUGGACUAAAUGGCCAGGACAUUGAUGAUUUCUCAAAGUAUCACCUUCCAAAAUGAAAGCCGUUCUCCAUAAGUCAACACAAAAAUAUACCUAGAAUGUCAGAAGAAGAAAACAAACAAGAUUUAAGGUCUUCCUCGGACUCGCACCAAGAUCUCGAGCUUGGAGAAAGACCUAUUUCCAUGAAAGAUCAAGUCUUUGAGUUUGCAGAAAGACCUAGCUUGACUAAAGAUCAAGACUUGGAUCAUUUAAACACGUCUUUGCUCAUGGACGGGAGAGAAGAAAAUACUAAUCGAUCUUCGAGCGAAUCUCCAAAGGACAUUCCCAUUACUAGAGAUAGUAACAAUGCAGGAGAGGUGGGCCAUCACGAAUCAGACCCUAAUCUGGAUCAAGCAGAGUUGCCAGGUAUGCCUAAGGAGAGGAAGUCGAUAAGUUGCGAAUUUUUGUCACCAACGCAGAAGUUUCCAGGGAAAGAGGAUGAAACUGAGGAACUGGUCCCCAAUAGGAGGUACAGUGCACCACCGAAUAAUGUUAAACACGUGCGGACGUUUUCUUUGGAUAAAACUGGAGCUUACGAAAGUGAGUCCACUAUUUCUGGAAGUCCACCAACUAAACGUCAUUCUCUUCUACACCGAGGCGAUACAAGUUUAAGCCUAGAUGUCAGCGGUAUUCACCGGUGCUUACCAGAAUGCAUGCGUUUUGUUUUCGCGGACCAUGAAGCGGAACGUUUGUACAGAGAAUAUUAUCAAAUGGAAAAGAGGAAUGAUUUUAAGUUGUGUUUAAUCUUAAUAUUUCUUAUUGACUUAGUACUGCUAUGCUUACAUAGCUACUCGUUUCGGUUUAGUCGUAUCUCACACCUGACUGUCCUUUCUCUGGUGGCUUUAGUGGACGCCGGUUCCUUUAUUGUGUGUUCUUUUAGGAACAUGCCCAGCUGGAUAUGGGUUGUAUUUCCUUUCAUCGCCUGGUUUCUCGAGAUGACGCAAAUUUUGUGUGAUAUGUGGAUUUAUCACGCUCCCAUAAUGCCUAGCGACUCGGUCCCGUGGGUUCUUCUUUAUUCGUACGUUAUUUACGUACUUUUUCCCGUCAGGUUACGUAUUUGCAUAACCCUUGGCGUUGUUAUGGCUGCAUUCCACUUACUCGUAGUUGUGUCUUCUCCCGGACAGACAGAGUACAUUGGCAACCAGAUAGGUGCCAAUCUUUUCUUGUUCUUGUGUGUUAAUGUCCUUGGUGUGAUAUCCUUCUUCUUCGCUGAAAGACAACUACGACAGGCGUUUUUAGAGACUCGCCAAAGUCUGGAGGCGAAACUAAUCUUGGAGGAAGAAUCUCAGGAGCAAGAAAGACUGCUGCUCUCUGUUCUCCCUCAGCAUCUGGCAGCUGAGAUCAGACAGGACCUGGGAGCAGUUGUCACGGGCCAGUUUAAGAAGAUUUACAUGAGUCGGCAUGAGAACGUUAGUAUCUUAUUUGCCGACAUUGUUGGCUUCACUGCAAUAUCGUCUACAUGUCCUGCGGCAGAGCUAGUGAGGACUCUCAACGAGCUGUUUGCACGAUUUGACAAAUUAGCGGAGAAGUAUCAUCAGCUUCGAAUAAAGAUCUUAGGAGACUGUUACUAUUGCAUUAGCGGAGCCCCCGAAGAAAGGCCUGACCAUGCAGUUCUGUGUGUUCACAUGGGUCUAAGCAUGGUGGAAGCUAUCAAAUCAGUCCGGGAAGAAACAAAAUCAACAGUGGACAUGAGAGUAGGAAUACACACAGGUGGCGUUUUGGCUGGAGUGCUCGGUCAACGACAGUGGCAGUUUGACGUUUACAGUCGAGAUGUAGAGCUGGCCAAUAAGAUGGAAAGUGGAGGGCUUCCCGGACGAGUUCAUAUUUCUGAGAGGACACUCAGCUUCUUAAAUGAUGAAUUCGAAGUCAUCCCUGGAGAUGGAGCAUCCCGAGAAGAAGCUAUCAAACUGGCAGGAAUCAGGACAUAUUUGAUUGUAGGAGUUUUAAAGCCCUACCCUGUCGGAACCCUAGACGACGUCACCAACAAGAACGGGACCCACACGACAACUAAAGAGGAAGACACGCAUAAACCACCCGAGGUCGGGUUUGAUGUCACUACAGAUGAUGAGUACAAAGAACGCCUCCAGAGGGAGCUACUAAGUAGAGAAAGUGACAGGAACGUGUGGGAACACGCCCAUUUCUUUACACUGAGGUUUAAAACUGUAGAUCUGGAAGAACAAUACCGAAGUCGAAGAGCGAGCACAGUAACGGUUUCAAUGGCGGGCUUCCUUUUGGUCCUUCUAGUAUGUGAUCUUGCAGAUCUCGUGCUGGUUCCUGGAACGCUUGCUGCCUUCCAAACCAUCAGCAGCGUAUGGGCACAUCUAGGUAUUCCUUUCAUCACGGUGUGCAUCCUCCUUCUCGUCUUCAUGAAGUGUUACGGAAUAUCUUUACCAAAGUUUGAGUCAUUAUUUUUCCGAGCAGCAGAGUUAAGGCCAUGGGUGAGAAUCGUUACACUUUUGGCUUUAGUAUCGGUGUGGACCAUCCUCCAGUCUUUGAAAACGAUGAGACGUGCUUUGUCCUGGUCCGAGUUCCAUAAAAACUUUUCAGAAUUAAGCCUACAAACAGAAGAAAUGAUAGUUAAUCAGCACGACGGAUUCCCACAGUAUUUGAUCUACUACUGCAUUAUUGUUUACCUAGGUCUUUCAACUUUCUCCCACAUUAACCACCUAAUAAAAUUCGCCAUUACAGUCGCCAUUACAGCUGCAUGGUGUGUCCUCAGUAACCUGCCGUUGAGAGAUGCGUUUCAAUGGUAUGACGUCUGGGCUUACGGCUCCAGGCAGCCAAUAGGACAUUAUGUCUACGUUACCAUCGUUUUGAUUACCAUCUCGGUGGCAGUCAUAACAGUCAACAGACAGCUGGAACUCACUUCUCGACGACUGUUCUUGUGGAAGAAAGCUGUUGAAGAACAGAAGGAAAAAGUAGCAGACAUACGCAGGAAAAACGAGGCAUUGGUGUACAAUAUUCUUCCCCCUCACGUCGCCAAGCAUUUCCUAGGACGAAGAAAAACUGACGAG
Messenger RNA from Limulus polyphemus (Atlantic horseshoe crab), 3102 nucleotides. Its product is annotated as adenylate cyclase type 3-like. Gene Ontology annotation, molecular function: adenylate cyclase activity. NCBI's taxonomy places the organism in Eukaryota, Metazoa, Arthropoda, Merostomata, Xiphosura, Limulidae. Gene Ontology annotation, biological process: adenylate cyclase-activating G protein-coupled receptor signaling pathway; cAMP biosynthetic process; intracellular signal transduction. The record is from RefSeq and is a predicted model, not a curated record. The transcript is spliced from 16 exons. The annotation marks the transcript as partial.